This is a messenger RNA of Diplodia corticola, 633 nucleotides long. RefSeq lists its product as uncharacterized. Lineage: Eukaryota; Fungi; Ascomycota; Dothideomycetes; Botryosphaeriales; Botryosphaeriaceae. The coding region runs from base 1 to 633 and encodes 210 amino acids. The record is from RefSeq and is a predicted model, not a curated record. The transcript has a single exon.
AUGCGCAUCACCACCACCACCAUCACCGUCACCAGAACGAAAAGGAGAACGCCAAAAGGCCAGACGCCGCCCACCGCGAAAGAAACGACAACCCCCACCACACCGAUGAAAAACGGCGGAAACAACGAAACCGACAAAGUCCUCAGAAGAAGCCACCACAACCCCCACCCGAGAAGCCCCCCUGCAGCACCGUCCUCAAUGAGCAAAAGCAACAACAACAACAAAACCAACACAUCCAACCUCCUCCCCCUCUUCCCCCACAAGCCCCUCCCCCACAAGCCCUUUCCUCCCAACACCACCAACAAAACCCUCCGCUUCCACAACCCCGCCACGACGACGACCAGCAGCAUCAUCGCCCGCGCCGCGAUCCCGCCUCCACCCCCGCCGCUGCCGCCCCCGCCGUCGAAGCGCAUCAUCGCCCGCUACGACUGUACUUGCCACCACCACCACCACCAGCAGCGGCGGAUCAGGGCCGGCUGGGAGGGGGACCGGGAUGGGGGUCGGGAUCGGGAUCGGGAUCGGGAUCGGGAGGAGGAGGAGGCGCGGGUGGUGUCUCGUGGGGGGCGGGAGCGGGAGCGGGAGCGAGUUUGCGUGUCGGUGAGGUGUAGUAGCAGCCGCGUGCGUGGAAGGUAG